Messenger RNA from Rhododendron vialii, 1139 nucleotides. RefSeq names its product auxin-responsive protein SAUR72-like. Gene Ontology annotation, biological process: response to auxin. The transcript has a single exon. The record is from RefSeq and is a predicted model, not a curated record. Lineage: Eukaryota; Viridiplantae; Streptophyta; Magnoliopsida; Ericales; Ericaceae. Bases 307 to 810 code for a protein of 167 amino acids.
AGAUAACAACCCACCUCGCAACUCUCUCUCUCUCUCUCUCUCUCUCUCUCUCUCUCUCUCAAGGCUUCAUCUCACAAACCCCCCUUCUCAAAUCCCCACUAUCUUCUCAUCCCAUAUUCCUCUCUCUCAAAUAACGAUUCAUUUAUCGAAGUUUUAUUUAGGUAUGAGCAAUAGCACUACAAGACCAAGAGCGAGGUCCACGCUCAACUUGGCUUACGAUAGAGGUUGAUAAGUUCUGAACUCAGAAUACCAAACGGUAUCGGAGGUCCAAAAUUUUUUGAAUUUUUUUUUUCCCGAACUUCUAAGAUGGAUUCGGACAAGGCUAAGGGAAAGAAGAACUUGCUCCUCAAGACGUGGGACCGGUGCCGAUCGCUCCCGCGCGAAAGAUCCACAAGUAGUACGGGUACCUUCACGAAGAGCAAGAGCCGCCGGAAUGAUCGGGCGGCACCGGAGGGGUGUUUCUCGGUCUACGUGGGACCGGAGAAGCAGCGGUUCGUGAUCAAGACCAAGUACGCCAACCACCCGCUGUUCAAAAUGCUGCUGGAAGAUGCCAAGGAGGAAUACGGGUACAGCAGCGAGGGUCCGCUGCUGUUGCCGUGCGACGUCGACUUGUUCUGUAAAGUGUUGGCCGAGAUGGAUGGCAAAGAGGAGGAGAUUGUGCCCCGUUGCGGGUUUGCGCACGGGUCGUGCAGCCCGUUUGCGCCGGGUCGGAGGGUGGGGAGGAAUGGGAACAUGGCUAAGGUUUACGGGUCUAAUUAUGGGUAUGGGCUUCUUACUCCGUCGAGAUUGCUCAAGAUGAAUCAGUUUUAAGUUUUAUUAACUGAUCCAUAUAUAAACAGUUUGUCUCGGGCCUCUCGACUUUAAUCGGGAUCCCUGCUAGUGUACGAUAAAAUGAUUUCUGGUUCCUGGGUUUAUUGGGCCGGAUACUGAGUUAUAAAAAAAGAGGAAUCAGUUUUAACUGUGUAGGAUCGAUCAAAGUGUUUCUCAAGUAUAGAAAACAUAUUGUAGUCUAUGUAGUUCAGGCUUUAGCUAGCUAGCUUAAUUAUGAUCCGUUGUACCGACAUAUAUAUAUGUAAGGACACUGUUAAAAAUGCAUAUAUUGUGAUUCAGUUUUUCUGAUCGAAGUGAUGAACUAGUGC